This is a messenger RNA of Ornithorhynchus anatinus (platypus), 1475 nucleotides long. It is a transcript of the gene FAM131A, whose product is annotated as family with sequence similarity 131 member A. Lineage: Eukaryota; Metazoa; Chordata; Mammalia; Monotremata; Ornithorhynchidae. The record is from RefSeq and is a predicted model, not a curated record. The transcript is spliced from 8 exons. The coding region runs from base 316 to 1407 and encodes 363 amino acids.
CCCCCGGCCUCCCCCCGGCCCCGAGGCCCCGGACAUGGGCUGCAUCGGCUCCCGCAGCCCCGCAGCAAUUCUGGGGACCACCGUCUGUCUGAGGCUCAGGGACAGAGACUGCUGCUCCAACUAAAGGGUGUCUUCAUGUGCCUGGGCAGAAGCCGAGGUAGGAAGGGGAGUGCCCCAAGGUCCGAAGCCAAAGGAGGCACGGAAACGGAACUAGGAGCCAAGCCCACGCGAUUCUUGGCCUCUAGUUCUCCGAGUCCAUCUUGAACGGCCUGGCCUGGAUUUCCACGUUGGACCAAAUGUUUCCGACAAAGGGAAAUGAGAGGAAAGAGGAGAAUCGAAAGAUGUCCCAACCAGAACGAUGGAGGCCAGAGGAGGGAAGAUGGAGUGUUCGCCGAUCCCACCUGGCGCGUGGAGUGGAUCGAGCUGCCUCGUGGCCGGGCCCUGACCCCCGUGGGAGCUGCGAGGACCCUGCUGGGCUGGAGUCACCCCUUCCGCCUGCCCUCCUUGGACAGUCAGGACUCGCCAGAGGUGAAUGUUCGAGACACAGUCGAGAUGCUGCCCAAGUCCCGGAGAGCACUAACCAUCCAGGAGAUUGCCGCGCUGGCCCGCUCCUCCCUGCAUGGAAUUUCCCAGGUGGUGAAGGACCACGUGACGAAACCCACAGCCAUGGCUCAGGGCCGCGUUGCCCAUCUCAUUGAGUGGAAGGGCUGGAGCAAGCCCAGCGACUCUCCCAUCGCUCUUGAAUCUGCCUUCUCCUCCUACUCGGACCUCAGCGAGGGGGAGCAGGAGGCUCGCUUUGCAGCAGGGGUGGCGGAGCAGUUUGCCAUCGCGGAAGCUAAGCUGCGAGCGUGGUCCUCGAUGGACGGCGAGGACUCCGCAGACGAAUCGUACGACGAGGACUUUGCGGGAGAAGCUGACAGCCUUCCGCCUACAGACACGGCCGGGCAGCCGCCCCCGGGGCCCCACCUGCAGGACCUCCUCCUCCUGGGCCGGCGCUGCCCCCGGCCCGUGCGGCAGGGUUCCUGCGAGCCCGAGAGCGACUCCUCCCAGACCGUGUCCCCAGAGACCCUGUGCUCCAGCCUGUGCAGCCUGGAGGAUGGGCUGCUGGGCUCCCCCGCCCGGCUGGCCACCAAGCUGCUGGGCCAGGAGCUCCUCCUCUCCAAACUGGCCCCGAGCGGGGAAAGUGCCUUCCGGAGCCUGGGCCCGCUGGAGCGUCGGGACUCGCUCUACUCCAUGUCCUACACGGAGUCCUGCCUCACGGCCGCCGAGGACGAGGCCGCGUCCUGCAAGGACUGCCCCCUGCUGCCCCCGCCCUCCGCCGGCGGCUGGGCGCUGCCCAGGAAAGCGUCCGACGUGGCCUCCUCGGGCGUGGUGUCCCUCGACGAGGACGAGCCCGAGGAGCAGUGACCGCCCCCUCCCCCCAGCUGGUGACGGCCCGCGCCCGGCCCCGGCCGGGGCCGGCGGGGAAGGGUCCC